Molecule: messenger RNA, 2541 nt
Organism: Talaromyces atroroseus
Lineage: Eukaryota; Fungi; Ascomycota; Eurotiomycetes; Eurotiales; Trichocomaceae
Exons: 3
Coding region: 1-2541 (846 amino acids)
Source: RefSeq, a predicted model, not a curated record
AUGGCCAUGCCACAGUCACCGUCCCAUGAGGGUUACGGCCCCGUGCCAUUCCCCAGUAACCCAGCACAUCUAGACCGCGGCUAUGGGUUUUCCGGAGAGUCUCGACCAAAUUCUUACCUUGCCAAUUCGAUUGUGCCCUCUGACUUCGCGGUUGUGCAACCCACAAAUCCCAUGAAUCACUCACAAUCAGCUUAUCCAUCGCGCUUCAACGAGGAAAUCGACAUGUCCCAACGAGGGAGUUUUCUUACAACCGACGGUGCGUCUGGAGGCGCUGGCUUGCAAAGAAGCGAAUCGCAAAUGUCUCAUAACAGCGCGACGCCGUCAAGGGGUGGCACACUGAAGAAGAAACCAUCCUUGGGCAGGAAGGCUAGCCUGGGACGAAGUGGCAGCAGGCGCAGCCUUCGCGCCGGCAGUGUAAGGAGCCUCAAUCUGGGAGAAAAGGAAAAAUAUGUCCCCGAAGACGGUAACAGCGCUUUCUACGUCCCCAUACCAACAAGUGGCAGUCCGACAGAAGAACUUGCAAAUCGCUUUCAAGCUUGGCGCAAGUUACUCAAGGACCUCAUUGUCUUCUUCAAGGAGAUACAAAAGUCGUAUGAGACAAGAGCAAAGUUACUACUCUCAGCUGGUAAUAUUAUAAACAACACAUCUCUGUCGCCUACUUUUCUCGAGUCUGGUGGAUUGGGAGAUGCCGCAGAAAUUUUGCGUGAUUAUCACAAACAAGGCCUUGCAGAAGCCAAUAAAGCUAAAGAAGUUGAAAACGAGGUCAUCCUUCAAUUGACUGGUCUCAGGAGUGACCUUCAACAAAAGACCAAGGAAAUCAAAAGCUUGUCCGGAGAUUUCAAAAACACUGUGGACAAGGAAGUGGACGGUACGCGAAAGGCAGUCCGCAAUCUGCAGGAAAGUUUAGGCCUCGUUGAUGUUGAUCCUUCUGCAUCAUCUGGCAGACAUGACCCAUUUAUCCUCAGGUUACAGGUUGAUAAGCUAGUCGACAAACAAAUCGAGGAAGAAAACUAUCUUCACAGAGCAUACUUGAAUCUGGAAAAUUCCGGUCGUGAACUGGAAUCGAUAGUUGUUGGCGAGAUACAGAAGGCUUAUAAUGCCUAUGCUAGUAUCCUGAAGCGCGAAUCGGACGUGGCCCUGGAUGCUGUCGAAAAACUUCGAGCUGGCCCCAUCUCUAUGCCCAAAGACCAUGAAUGGAACAACUUCAUCACAAACAGCGAGCAGCUCGUUGAUCCUAGAAUACCCGUCCGCAACGUUGAGAACAUCACCUAUCCCGGAAAGGAUCACCCGGCAGCAGCUGAGGUUCGAUCCGGUAUGCUCGAACGCAAGAGCAAGUAUCUUAAAAGUUAUACUCCUGGAUGGUCCGUCCUACCUUCUUCCAACCUACAUCUCCGCGAUUGUUUUUGGCUAACCUCAGUUUGCGGCUUUAUAAACAGGUACGUGUUAUCGCCAACCCAUCUACACGAAUUCAAGUCUGCAGACCGGAUAGCUUCCCAGACACCAAUCAUGUCGCUUUACCUUCCGGAACAGAAACUAGGUUCACACUCGCAGCCUGGUUCUUCAUCCCAUAAGUUCAUGCUUAAAGGAAGGCAAACCGGUGCGAUGCACCGUGGCCAUGCUUGGGUAUUUCGAGCAGAGUCUUAUGACACAAUGAUGGCAUGGUUUAAUGAUAUUGAGAACCUUAUCGAGAAGACCGGCGAAGAUCGGAAUGCAUUUGUAAGGCGUCACAUUCGAAGUCUGAGCGGAAAUAGUUUUCGAGCAAGUUCGAUAAGCAGUGAUGGGGUUAUGGACGAAGACGAAGCCGAUCAAACUCCUUAUUCUAGCCAGUCGGCUGUCCUUCAAAGGGCUUCUUCAGUUAAAGGAGAGCCGGCACAGCGCCCGCGACCAGGUGGGCGUUUCCCAAGUGAUGUACAAAUCGACCGACACUUACAAGCUACCAUGUCGCUUUCUAGUGGAGAGAGCUCCGGUGCUCGAGAAGUUAUAGUCAAUACCGCUGCCCUCCCUGGGUCUGACGUACCACACACAUCCGAUGAACAUAAUCAGGAUAUGGGCGAUGCUACAGUCCCCUCCCAUGGCCAGUUGGCAUACCGACCGGCCGAUGGAGAGUAUAACGAAUUUUACGGAACCUGGAGUGGAACAGAUCAAGAGCCCGACCAUCUUUCCCAGCAGGAGCAACUCUAUCGGCAACAACCUGCGGCAUCUUCUCAGCCCCCUAUUGCCACAAAUAGCGAAGCAAAAAACGAGCACUAUGCCGAUGUUGAUACCCUAGAUCCUGCACAAACUUCAAUAUAUGCCGCUGGCGGACACAUACUCGAUGAAGAUAUAUCAUCAACCAGGAGACAGGAGUCUCAACGAUCACGAGAAACUUAUUCUACACAUUCAAUGACUGCUUCGAUCCCAACCUCGGAGGCAACUUCUCCACUAUCCGAGAACACUGCUGCGACCACGGCGACACGUCCUACCCCAAAACCCAAAGAAAGCGAGUCGACACUUGGCUUGCUCAAGAUGCCCGGAGACUACCCUCGCCCUGCGGCAAGCUAA